AUGUUUGUCUGCUGGCCUUCCCUGCUCUUUUGGCUUUUUGCCCACCGAGCAUCGGCUAGGCUCUUUCCCCGCUCGGAGUUACCGGACUUGAUCACACCGGAUGCGGAGGGGAAUACUCACACCUUGACGGCCACGGCUGGGAGCCCUGCCAUUCUCAUCCUCGACUACGGACAUAGCGUCGAGGGUAUCCCGGAGUUCGUGGUUGCUAAGUCAGAGGGCGACACGUCUACGUUUGAAAUUACUUACGCCGAAAGCAAGGCUGCCCUGGGAGAUUAUAUGUCAGAUGGGCCACUCCCUCUGGCCGCCGCCAUGAACACAAACCGAGUAAAGAGGUAUACCAUCAGCAGCAGCCCUGGUCCUAAAAUCGUCCAGGAUCGCCUCAUCCAGGGCGCAUUCCGCUAUCAGAAGCUCAACCUGUCCUCGCCCGGCGUUUUGACCCUGCAAAAGGUCGGUGUCCGCCCCACGGUACACACCACACCCAUCACGGAGCUUCCCGGAACCUUCAGCAGCUCCGACGAAGACCUUAACAGAAUCUGGGCUGCCGGCGCACGAACCAUCCAGAUGACUGAGAUCCCCGCCAACACCAUCCCAGACUUCGUCGAGGUCUCGUCUGACGGCACACUAGUCAACAGCCUCGCCCCGCAGACUCUUGGCUCAGCGGUGGCCGCCCAGCUCAUGUACUACGAUAUGACGCUCAAGGUGAAGCCUCUCACCGGUGGCUUCGGCUUUACAGUGCUAUCUGACACACUCAACUCAGGCAUCUACAUCUCCUGCGACGUAGAGGCUCGACAGGUAACCGCUCACGCUGGGUCUACGACGCUGAAUGAUGUGAUUCAGUCCUCUGCUCUCCCUGUCAAUGCGUCUGUCGCUCUGGAUAAGUGGCACUCGGUGCAGGUUAAGGUGGCUAUGACAGAUAUCAGCGUAUUGAUUGACGAUGUCGAGGUGUUUCAGAUAACGCAAACGAAGCGCUUUUACGGCUCCUUCGGCUUCGGUGCUUCGUUUGGUCAUCAAUCCCUGUUCCGCGAUUUGGCCGUGGCCAGUCCGACAGGUGACCUCAUCUACGCACACUCACUGACGGACAGGUCAUACCUAGCCGACUUCUUCAUGGGGUCCAACCCGCACGCUACCGUCGUUGAUGGCUCGCGCCGCGAUCGCAUCGCCUACACGGGCGACCUCGACAUUGCAGGCGGCGCGGCCCUCGUCAGUACCCACGGCCUCGAGUUUAUCCUUGGCUCCCUCGACCUCCUUGGCUCAUAUCAGACCACCCUCGGCUUUUUCAUCCCAACGGCCAAGAUCCAGCAGGAGCCCUUAUCAGAGCGUAUAAACAGCUCUGUGACGGGCCUAAUCGGGUACUCCUUCAACUUCCUAACCUCCAUCGCCUCCACCUACAUGCACACGGGUGACGUAGACUUUGCCAGGAAAUGGGCCACCCCGGUUCGUGACAUGCUUGACUGGGCUGACUCCCAGGUCUUGCCGGAGAAUGGUCUAUUCAACGUGUCCGAUGCCUCCUUCGGGGGCGAUUGGAACUACUACGACCCCCAGCAGAGAGGCGUUGUCACUAAGUUCAAUGUUCUGUACGCCUACUCGUUGCAGGAGUGCAUCAGGAUGCUGGGGGAUGUCGGCAUCAACACUACUGUAUACGAGGGGCGCCUCAACGCCCUUCGCCAAGCGAUUGACACAGCCCUCUGGAGCGAUGACCUCCAAGCAUAUUAUCUAUCUGAGGAUUUCAAGGAUGCCUACGCCCAGGACGCUAACGCCAUCGCCAUUCUGGCGGGCGUCAACCUUGACCCCAACCACUCCACUACGACUAUCCUUGCCUCGCUCCGCAAGCUCUUGCGCCCUGCAGGUCCCCUGGCCUUCUCGGGCGCUGCCAUCAGCGCCGGAUGGCAACCCUAUAUCAGCCCCUACGCGUCAUCGUACCACCUCCGGGCCAUCCUCCAGUCUGGCGAUGCUGAAGGAGCACUAGAGCUCCUCCACUCCCUCUGGCUUCCCAUGGCCCAGGAGCAAAACGCCAACUAUACGGGUACUUUUUGGGAGACGCUCGAUCAGGAUGGAAAACCCGGUCUUGGUCUGGUUACCCGUCUCUGCCACGGCUGGGCGGCAGGCCCCACGGAGGGACUCUCCCGGUAUGUUUUGGGGGCUCAACCUACUAUGCCCGGCUGGUCCAAAUUCCGAGUCGCCCCCCUGACUCUGGGAUUGCGAUCGGCGCAGGGAAGCUUACCAACAACUCGGGGCAACGUCGACGUGGAGUGGAGCUUCGACUGCCACGGCCUGCUUAAGAUGGUCGUAACCGCACCGGCGGGAACUAAUGGCGAGGUGUUGUUGCCUAGCCCGCUCAUGGUCCCAAGAAACGAAACCAUAAUUAUCGUGAAUGGCAAGGAGCAGGCUGGCUCUAGUUUUGUCGUUCAAGGUGGUAAUAAAAUGGUCGUGACGCAGUCCCGCGGGUAA
This is a messenger RNA of Scedosporium apiospermum, 2448 nucleotides long. RefSeq lists its product as uncharacterized. NCBI's taxonomy places the organism in Eukaryota, Fungi, Ascomycota, Sordariomycetes, Microascales, Microascaceae. The transcript is spliced from 2 exons. Gene Ontology annotation, biological process: carbohydrate metabolic process. The coding region runs from base 1 to 2448 and encodes 815 amino acids. The record is from RefSeq and is a predicted model, not a curated record.